CCACAAGUCCUGUCCCCUCCCGCAGCCCCUGGCUGCUUCCUGUCCACACCACUGUGUGGCCUGUGUCAUGGCUCCCUUCCUUUUUCAUGGCUGGGUAAUAUUCCAGUGCGUGUCCUGUCCCUUCAUUCGCUGAUGGUGACCGUGGGUACACAGCUGCCAUGCCCGGUUAUCCAGGCCUCGGCUUCUCUGUACGUGACCAGCCUCCCGAGGACGGGGGACCCCUCCCCACCUGUAGCAUUUCGUGUACCCCAGGUGUACAGCAGCUCCGAGUUCCUGGCUGUCCAGCCCACCCCUACCUUUGCUGAGAGGAGCUACAGUGAGGACCGGGAGGAGGCGUGGGACCACAGCAGUGAAGGGGACGGUGGCCACCGGCUGAGCACCGAGGUCCGGCUGAGGUCCUGGACGUCCUCUGGCUCCUCCUGUCACUCAGCCUCGUCUCAGCCCGAGCGGGGACCCAGCCCUUCUCUCCUGAGCACUGUCAGCCUGGACGCCAUGCCCAGGUUUGCCUUCUCUUCCGAGGACGAGAGGCCCAGCCCAGGCCCGGUGGACUCCAAGAAGCCGGUGUUCAUUCUGGGGGAUCCCGACCCCCCUCCGCCCACCACCCCCGUCACACCCAAGCCCUCCAGCCUUUCUGCUGACACGGCCCUCAGCCAUGCCCGUCUGCGGAGCAACAGCACUGGUGCGCGACACUCCACACCUCGGGCCCUGGACGCCGGCCGGGGUCGCCGCCUGGGGGGCCCCGAGAAGUGCAGGGUGUCCCCCAGUGGCAGUGGCACCAACGCCAGCAGCGGGGGACGCGUGCCCAAGUCGGCCUCGGUGUCUGCCCUGUCACUCAUCAUCACGGCAGAUGAUGGCAGCGGUGGCCCCCUCAUGAGCCCCCUGUCCCCUCGCUCACUGUCCUCCAACCCAUCCUCCCGAGACUCAUCCCCAAGCCGGGACCCGUCCCCCGUGUGCGGCAGCCUGCGUCCCCCCGUGGUCAUCCACAGCUCAGGCAAGAAAUACGGCUUCAGCCUGAGGGCCAUCCGGGUCUACAUGGGCGACAGCGACGUCUACACCGUGCACCACGUUGUCUGGAGCGUGGAGGACGGGAGCCCCGCACAGGAGGCCGGGCUGCGCGCCGGGGACCUGGUCACCCACGUCAAUGGCGAGUCCAUCCUGGGCCUGGUGCACAUGGACGUCGUGGAGCUGCUGCUCAAGAGCGGCAGCAAGCUGGCCCUACGCACCACGGCCCUGGAGAACACGUCCAUCAAGGUGGGGCCGGCCCGCAGGAGCCUGGCCAAGGGCCGCCUGGCACGCAGGGGCAAGCGCAGCCGGCGGCGGGACACGCAGGACCGGAGGAAGUCACUGUUUAAGAAAAUCUCCAAGCAGACGUCCGUCCUGCCGUCCAGCCGCAGCUUCUCCUCCGGCCUCCACCACUCUCUGUCCUCCAGCGAGAGCCUCCCCGGCUCGCCCACGCACAGCCUGUCCCCCAGCCCCACCACGCCCUGCCGCAGCCCCGCGCCCGAUGGCCCCGCGGGUGCCACACAGGUUCUGCCAGCGUCUGUGCUCUUCCGCACGUGUUUCCUAGGCCACAGGGGGCCAGGCCUGAAGCCGUUGUCCUUCCUGGGACUAGAGUGGACUGACCCCACGCUCUAA
Castor canadensis (American beaver) is the source of this 1635-nucleotide messenger RNA. NCBI's taxonomy places the organism in Eukaryota, Metazoa, Chordata, Mammalia, Rodentia, Castoridae. The record is from RefSeq and is a predicted model, not a curated record.